Molecule: messenger RNA, 1681 nt
Organism: Drosophila busckii
Lineage: Eukaryota; Metazoa; Arthropoda; Insecta; Diptera; Drosophilidae
Product: protein FAM207A
Exons: 1
Coding region: 71-616 (181 amino acids)
Biological process (GO): maturation of SSU-rRNA from tricistronic rRNA transcript (SSU-rRNA, 5.8S rRNA, LSU-rRNA)
Cellular component (GO): 90S preribosome; preribosome, small subunit precursor; nucleolus
Source: RefSeq, a predicted model, not a curated record
CUAACAACGUGCUAGCGUCUACAAACCUGUUGUACAAUUCUAAAACGUUUAAUUAAAUAAAGUCUUAAUAAUGGCUAAAACAAAAAAAAAUAUACGUGCCAAGGCUAAAACAGCUGUGGGCGCAGCCAAGCAAAAGACGCAAGAUGUGCAGGCAAAGCUGAGAAAAUCAGAGCGUCAAGAGCAAUUGCUGCACAAGACGUUGACGCCAAAGAAGACAACAACAAAGAGGGAAAAGUCAGAGGCGAAGCACAAAAAGCUAAUUAAACGCUUUGUAGAAAUGAAAAAAGAGCGCAAAGAGGAGAACGCGCGUAAGAAUCGAGAGAAAGCGAAGGUGAUUGGCGACUUAAAGCCAUUAAGAGAUGCGCUGCCUUCGCUACAGGGAAUUUACAACCUCGUCAAGACUCAAAAGAAGAAUGAAGAAGAGCAGGCAGCACUGGCAGUGCCUGAGAAACUGAGCACCAAAGCAAAGAUAAAGAAAAAGCGUGAGGAGUAUGUUAAGAAAGUGCAGUCCUUUGAGAAACUCAUUAAAGAUAAGAACUUUAAGAAGAAUCCUCGGGAAGUAAUUGCAAAUCACAUGAGCAACAAAUACCAGACUAUGGAAGAGGAUGAAGACUAACAAAAAGAAAACACCAGAAGACUGUCUUUUGUUUGCACUUUCAUUUUUAUUUAUUAAGAAUUAUCAUUAAUACAUAUGUUUAUGUAUAGCUGUAUCAUUUAACGAUGCAUAUAAAUAUUAGACAUAAGAAUGUAAAUUUAGGAUAACAGAAAAAUAAGAGAAAUUUGCAUACAAAAAAAGUUGAUAUUUUCUUCAAGUGGAGUUUUGCUAUUUCUAGGCAACAAAGCAAAUGGAGAAUUGUAAUUUGUAUUCGCUAUUAUAUCAUAGCCUUUUGCUUGUUAUUUAUAUGUAUACAUUAACAUUUGUAGUUUAGUAUCAGCUUGGUGUUAUUUUUCUUACAGUGUAUUCUUGUGCAUAGUUCAUGUUUCAGAUCUAUGCCACCUCUUUGUAGUUAAAGUUACGGCUCGAUUUCUGAGUUUUUAGCAAAGCACAAAAGCUUGGUUUUAAUUGUUAUUACACAGUGAGAUCAUUUAAAUAUAUGUAUGUAUGCAUUCGUUAUUAUUUUUUUAGUCACACUACUUGAAAAUUCUCCAAAUUGCACUAACAGCUUGAGUUGGCUUAGUUUUAUUAAAUCGAUAGUAUCGAUUGCACAGAACAAAAUUCAUAAGCUUAGAGUUAUAAAAACAAAACACAAAGGCUUUAGUAAAUGUUUUUCAAAGAAAAUCUAUUGGCAUUAUAGUUAAUGGGAGUUUAUUCAUUUAGGAAAGGAACAAACGAUACUACUGAUCGAUGCCAUCGAUGGUUUUCCAGCUAUACUAACAGCAAAGUUUAAACAUAAUUGUUGCUAAACAGUUAUUGAAAAAUUAAUGCUUUACAAAUGGCAUUUUACAUUUAGUUUAUGGCUUUGCUGAGAAUUUUUAAAGUUACAACUUAAAUGGGGGUGCCGUUGUCUUAAACUUUAGUUAAAUAUACGUUUUCUUUGUAAAUCGGAAACAAAGUGUUUGUCUUGCCAGCAAUAUAAAGCUUAAAACUCGACUAAACUUAGGUUUAAAGUACAACCUAACGCGUUACAAAUGUUUUGAAUCAGUUUUACAUAUAGUUUUAAAUUUAAAUGUGUAUGUUUUG